Letharia columbiana is the source of this 1308-nucleotide messenger RNA. RefSeq lists its product as uncharacterized. NCBI's taxonomy places the organism in Eukaryota, Fungi, Ascomycota, Lecanoromycetes, Lecanorales, Parmeliaceae. The transcript has 3 exons. Gene Ontology annotation, molecular function: FAD binding; monooxygenase activity. Gene Ontology annotation, biological process: secondary metabolite biosynthetic process. The coding region runs from base 1 to 1308 and encodes 435 amino acids. The record is from RefSeq and is a predicted model, not a curated record.
AUGGCUGAGCUCACACUUCAGAUCGCCAUAAUUGGAGCUGGCCUCGGUGGCCUAGCAGCAGCCAUCGGAGUUGCUCGUGCAGGACACAAAGUCACGAUUCUCGAGCAGGCGUCAUUACUUGGAGAGAUCGGUGCAGGCAUUCAAAUACCUCCAAAUUCUUCCCGAAUACUCAAACAUUACGGCCUGCUUGACAAGAUCGAGUCUGUCUCGGUCCGACCUAGAGACUUCAUAAUACGCUCCUAUCGAGAUGGCACGAUUCUCAGCAAGCAAAACAUGGUACCCUACGCGGAAAAGCGUUACGGUGUCCCUUACCUACACAUUCACCGUGCAGACUACCACCGCAUUCUGGUAGCUGAAGCCGAACGGUUAGGAGUGAAGCUGCAACUGGGUUCCACGGUCACAAAAAUAGAUUUCGAUACGGCCUCCAUUCUAAUAAGAGACAAGCCCGACUUUCAUGCGGAUCUCAUCCUCGGUGCUGACGGGUUGAAAUCUAUCUGCCGUGAAUCACUUCUUGGGCACGUCGACCCACCACACCUGACUGGUGACCUGGCGUAUCGAAUCCUCAUUAAGGCUGAAGACAUGAAGAAGCAUGCUGAUCUGCGCGAGCUGGCCGGAGAGCCGGCAAUCAAUUACUGGAUGGGACCCUAUGGCCACGUCGUCUGCUACCUUCUGCAAGGCGGUGGGUUGUACAAUAUCGUACUCAUUUGUCCUGACAACUUGCCUGAGAUGAUAAAUACUAUCAAAGCGGACCUACAAGAAAUGCGAGAAUUCUUCGCUGGGUGGGACCCAAAGUUGAAAACACUAUUGGGCCUUGUGCAGGAAACGACGAAAUGGAGGCUGUUGAACAGCGAAGAGAUGGAGAGCUGGAGUCAUCCUAGUGGGAAAUUUGCCCUGCUAGGGGACGCUUGUCAUGCUACUUUGCCCUACCUUGCUCAAGGCGCGGCCCAGGCUGUUGAAGAUGGAGCCGUCCUCGGUGCUCUUUUUGAGCGGAUAGAGCAAAAGUCACAGAUAUCAGAUGUUCUCACUAUCUAUGAGCGUCUCCGCAAGGAACGCACGACACGCGUCGUCAAGGGAAGCACAGCUUUGAGGGACAUCUUCCAUAUGCAGGAUGGUGAACGCCAACGGGAGCGCGAUCGCCAAUUGACCCAGCAGGAGCCGUUCGAAGGAUACCCAAAUCGCUGGGCCGAUCCUACAUUCCAGGAAUACCUAUUUGGAUACGAUGCUUUUGCGGAAGUGGACAUGGCGUGGAAAAGGUACAAAUCGGGAACGUUCCCAGGUACUGCAGGCCAUUUCAAAUCGAACCUUUGA